AGUGGCCACAAUUUAGGAGAAUUUUGGCCGUGACUUAGGUGGUCCCUAAAGAAUUUAUCAGAUAAUGAUGACACUCACAGAGUCACACUACGUCGUGUGACUCGUGUCGAGAGAAAUGUGGUUAUAUAUCAGUCAAAUAUUGCCAUCUCGAUUUCCCGCAGAGCACCGUCGCCGAGAGCAAAGAGAACUAGUUCCGAUUCGAUCCAUACAAAUCGCAAGAGUGGUCUGGGAAAGACUAUUUGACAAUCAUACGGCUAUAUAUAUAUCAUGCAAAUACAUGGGAUUACAGAAAUCACAUUGCCUAACCUAAUUGAGAACGGCCAAAAUUAUCUAAUCCACCCUCAUAGUGUCCUCAGAAGUCACGAUGGUGCUCUCAAGUCCAAAAGAGCUCCUGAAGCCAGCUAUGCAAAUAAACAUAGAGGAUAGUACAGAUCUCCAACGACUAAGCCAAUUAUGCCUCCCUUCUUGGGAUAACCGUAUUAAGACUCUUGCUCUUCGUCCUGAGAGACCUGAGUACGCGAUCCUUACUGUACAUCCACAAGACACCAAGUGGGUACAGGUUCUGGAGUAUCUUGAAAGAGACAUAUGCUAUAGACUCCACGGACUCACUACGCUUUACCCGAAACCAUCUGUCGGCCGUUAUCUUGAUACUUUAGGUUACCUGCAUACUCUGGCUCCAAAUCUUCGGUCGUCUCUUCAAGCUAUAGCAGCGAUACUCUAUGAUCAAGAAUGCAGUGGUUAUGUAAGAGAUCUAGAGAUGCCGAGAAUAGAGAAAGCAUCAGAAAGAGAACCGACAACUUCAUUCCGGCAAUUUUACCCUAGCCCCAAAAAAUUGUUUCGUUUCGGGAAACGACUCCUAGGACGCCUUUUUGAGCAUAUGCUACUCGUGGACUACGGCAUUGAUCAAGCAGAUAUAUCGGGAAUUGGCCUUGCAUAUAUCUGGGCAGAAGAGCACCAGGAAUUUAACGAUUUUUGCCGGGCUUUAGUUGACUGCGCUCAAUCCUGCAAGCAAGCCUCCUCUACACUUUGCCAAUUCGACACGCUUGCAAAACGACUUAUGGAUCUAAACUCUUCCGAGUCUUCCCGAUACUAUCGAUUUGAUUUUUCAGAUCUAGCUAUUAUGCUCUAUUACUACGAUACGCACCGGCGACCACUUGAGCCAACUAGCUAUAAUAAAGGGAUGACUGGUUACUUUGGGGUAUUACAAGAGCUAAUAUCUGAGGUCCCUCUAAGAGGAACUCAUCGACUACAACGCAAACUGUCCGUUGAUGUUAAUGAACUUAUCCCUAUGGUUGUUAAUUGUCCUUGGCAGAGGAAGAGGAUGAUUUCUAUUGCAGAAGAUAUUGCAGCACAAUAUAGCCUUUGUCUUUACCGCCCGGCCCAAGGUAUAAGCAAACCAAUAUUCGAGAAAAAAUAUAGGGACGGAUUUCUUAUACCAACGAACUGGGUAAAGAGGGUUAAGAAUACUUGUCAGGUAUGGGACGUUGAAAAUCGACACUUUUGGGGAAGAACUGCAGAGCAAAAGCUUGAUAGAAAGGAGCCUCUUUUUGCUCAAAAGGACUUACGGUUAUAUAAGUUCCUUGCAUGGAAUAGCUAGGGCUGUUGUUGAUACAAAACCGAUCCCCGACGAUGGCUGACAGACAUCUGGCGCCUC
Molecule: messenger RNA, 1654 nt
Organism: Amorphotheca resinae ATCC 22711
Lineage: Eukaryota; Fungi; Ascomycota; Leotiomycetes; Helotiales; Amorphothecaceae
Exons: 3
Coding region: 365-1597 (410 amino acids)
Source: RefSeq, a predicted model, not a curated record